Molecule: messenger RNA, 1215 nt
Organism: Diaporthe batatas
Lineage: Eukaryota; Fungi; Ascomycota; Sordariomycetes; Diaporthales; Diaporthaceae
Exons: 4
Coding region: 1-1215 (404 amino acids)
Source: RefSeq, a predicted model, not a curated record
AUGAGUUCAGUCGCACCUCUCCAGCACGAGCUGGACCUCGAGCGCCAUGCGGGAGAGUUGGCCCCAGACCAGCCGGUGCCAAAACCAGAGCUUGGCUCCGAAUUUGAGCUCGAUGCCGCCGUCGUCAAAGGUGGGAACAACAUCUUUACAGAAUCACCAGACCAGCUAAUGAAGGGGCUAGCAUUACCAAUCUCUGGCACCGAGGUGAUCUCCGCGCGCGAGUAUGGAAUGUCGCUUUGGGGCCAAACGGCUCGAAUUGAUACCAAACUGCCAAACGGUGUCCCAAAGACCUACUUUCUGAAGACCGUGUGCCUCGAUCAAGCGGGGCGCACUAUGAUCGAAGGAGAGUUCGAGUCACUCAAGGCACUACACUCCGUAUCACCAGACCUUGUGCCUCAGCCCUACGCCUGGGGCAAAUUUCAUACUAAGUCUCCACCCGAUGUCGACACUUACUUCCUCCUGACUGAAUUUCGAGGGGUUGGUAAACAACCCCCAAACGCUGUCGAGUUUACGGCCCGGCUUGCAGAGCUCCACAAGAAGUCCGAGUCACCAACCGGCAAGUUUGGCUUCCACAUCACCACCUGCCACGCCAAACUGCCCCAGUUCACAGAUUGCUGGGAGGAUUCCUGGGAAGUUCUCUACCGAAAACAGCUUGAGAACAUGAUCCGCUUGGACAAGGAGAAGCAUGGCGAAUGGCAGGAGUUCUCAAGGAUCUGCGACCUCAUCUUGGAUAUCGUGAUCCCAAGGCUUUUGGAGCCUCUACAGUCGAACGGGCGCACUAUCAAGCCGUGUCUUGUGCAUGGAGAUCUCUGGGACGAGAACACCGCGACCGAUAUGGACACUGGCGAGCCGUUUAUCUUCGACGCUGGCUCGUUCUACGGACACAACGAGUACGAGAUCGGCAACUGGCGAGCGGCCAGGCACAGGUUGAGCGACGAGGUGUACGUGCAAAACUACAAGCAAAACUUUCCCGCAUCUGAGCCAGAGGACGAGUGGGAUGACAGGAACUUGCUGUAUUCCUUACGAUUUGACCUUGGAACGGCCGUUUUGAUUCCGGGUUCUAACAUGCGCCAAGUCGUGAAGGACAACAUGACAGCACUGUGCGCAAGGUUCUGCCCGAAGGAACUUCGUCUCGCCCAGGGACAGGGGCAACUCCCGAGUCUUUUCGACGGAGCUGAUGACGUGGAUGAGGAUGAGGCUGGGGAAGAGGAAUAA